AGUUUGGCCCUGUCAGCAUCUUCCAGCUUUGUAUCCCUCUUGUGGUGCCAUGCAAGUGGUUGCAUUAAUUGCAUUCCAUGUCUCCUUGGUGCAAAGUGCUUGGCACGCCAAUCUCUUCGAGACAUCAAGGAUGAUGCAAGCUUUCACACAGAUCAAGGACUAUGAAAACGAAUUUGGUUCCGAAAUGAACGUCCCAAGCAUUGUGGUGAUUGGAGUGGAAAGCGCUGGCAAAUCCACCCUGCUAUCAGCCAUUGUCGGAGUUCCUCUGACCUUCACCCAGGGCAACACCGGGACACGCUGUCCGGUGCGCUACCGUCUUCGCUAUGGUGAAGAUGCCAAAGACCCUGAAGUCAAAGUUAUGGGACAAGUCAUCCCUCCUGAAAAAUUGCCAGAGAAGGUUCAGCUGCACAUGGAGUCUUUGGCUGGCACUUUUCGUGCAGAUACCUUCGACGUGGAGAUCACCUCAAGGCAUGUACCAGACUUGGAGAUGAUUGACAUGCCUGGCAUCAUUGCCCAUCCGAAUCCCAAGGAUCCUGCUGAGAUCGCCCAGGCCGAGGAGGUCGAGAGGAUUCAAGCCAAGUUCGUUCGAAACCGAAACAUGGCCAUUGUCGCAGUGGUGAAAUGCACUGAGAGGUUCAAGACAAUAGCUGACUUCAAGUUUUUGGAUGAUGUCGCAACGAAGGAAGGACUUGUUGACCUCCCGCCCAGGCGAGAGUGGAGGAGCCAGGUGCUUAUUGUAGCCAACAGGCUCAACCAGCAGGUAGACACUUGGUCGAUGCAAGUUGCAAAUUCAUAUUUUGCGGAGGCGCGGGAGCAAGGAAAUACAUACAAAGGCAUAUUCUUUGUAGCUCUGCGGCCGCCAGUUGCUGGAGUUGUCGACCCUGACGCUGCCCCAUAUGACCAAAAGAAGGCUUACUACGAGAAAUUGGAGGUUGUUGAGCACCAGUGGCUUCAGGGUUUGAAGCAAGCCAUGUCAAACAAAAGUUCUGGUGUGCCUUGGAAUCCAGCAAAUGACGGUAUGUUUGGACUUGCCAACGUCAAAGACAGCAUUGUGAACACUUGGAGAGAGGGGUUUCUGGCAAAAUUGCCGUCUCUUUCUAGCAAGAUCGAGAAGGAAAGGCAACAUUCCAAACAAAGAAUGCAUGAGCUUGAAGAGAAAUUGCGUAUGGUAGACCUAAAGCUUUUGCGCCAGAAAAUGAAAGACUUCUUGGCUGACUUUGUCCAUCGGUACCAAGCCUUGGCAACAGGGCAAGCUGUGAAGGACUUGCAAGGCCGAGAUGUCACAAGCUUCAAGCUCUCACGCAUGCACAUCUACGACCCAGCACGCUAUGGCAAGACUUUCGAGGAGGAGAUGAAAAUGACUCCAAUUGACAAGAGCAGGUGUGGGUGGCUUCUGACUUGGGAGGAGUUGCUUUCAGACCAGAGGCUUGGAGCACAAGACCAGCACCUCGGAGAGAAGUUGAGUAUGCAAUACCUCGGCAUGGCAUCAUAUGAACGUUCCUUGAAGAUCAUGGAAUACAUGAUGAUCGCGCGGAACUUCGAUCAUGUGUCUGACGACAAUAUCCGCAUCAUGGCACGAGGGCAUUCCAAAUAUGGCACUGGAGCAUUCCCGUCCAAUGAAGUGGUGCUUCAAAUCGCCUCCGACCAGGUACACCAGCUCAAUGGAGGAGUAGAAUGGUACACGGAUUUUCUACAGGCCAACUUUGUUGACUACAUGAACCCAGUCAUGGAGUACAUGAGCCAUUCUACUCAGUACGGCAUGGUGACGUCAUCAGACAAGUUUAUGCUGAAGCUGCGACAGCACUUUGAAGGUGUGGUAGCGAGGCGCAUCAGUGGUGUCGUUGAGAUGUAUGGAAACGAUGUCCGUCGGUACACACGUUUCCGUGCAAUCGAUGUGAUCACCAAGCUUCACAUGGCCUCUGCAAUGCUUCCCAUGGAAAAGAUCAUCCCCACCGAGGCCAUGUUGCUUCCGGAGCCUGCAAUGGCAACGAAGGUGUCAACUCAAUCUUCUGUCCGAACGCAAGGUGAGUACGUGAUGCCCGUGAACAGUCCAAGACAGAAGAAGGUGGUUGCUGAGCGCGAGCUCAAAAAGUUGGAGGCCAUUCGAAGCAUGUCAACAUGUCAGUGUCAUGACCCAAAGUUAUUCAACAUUGGAGACUUUGUUCAGGGAGGGUAUGCGCAAGUCUAUCCGAUGGAGUGGUCGAUGAUUGACUUCGACUACUUGCGGAACACUGCCUACCAGUACUACGUGCGAAUUGCAAUGAUCCUCUCUGAGCUUCUUCGUGCUACACUUCAUUCUGAGUUUCUGGACAAUUUGCUGGAUACCAGCGAGAAGACCUUGAUGAAAGACAUCUUGAACAUUGAAUCUGAGAUUCAAGAAGAAGAGCUGAAAGAAAUGGUCCCAGUGAACCCAGAUAUGUUGACCCAGAAGCUAAAUGACGAACAAAACAAAAGCCAACGACUUGGCUUUAUCAGUCAUACCUUGGGACAGCUCCGUGCAGACAUCAGGAGUCAUGUCGAACCCAGAAAGCCCAUCGUCCACAGCGGAAGCAUGUUGGACAACAACACAAGUGAGAUAAACGAUAUCAACACAACAGUCAACACCACCGUCACAGCUUGCUCUUCUGAAUGGUGCCAGCCCGGGGAUGAAGAUGAUGAAGAUGAUUCCGUUAUGUAACUGUGGCAUGUGGGAAGUUACCAUCAGAGCACUACAGAUAAUGUGCUCUUACUUUGAAACCCAUGUGCAAAUUUUGGGCCAGCUAGCUCCACUUCUUCAAUAUGUUUCUGAGAGCAAGUCAGUCCACAUGUUCACCUUUGUUUUGAUUGCUUGCUUGGCCAGUACAUGCAACGCCUUUGCAACAAAAGCUUGCAGAGGGCUUGGUAGCAGGAACAGGCAGUUGAGUGA
Messenger RNA from Durusdinium trenchii, 2905 nucleotides. Lineage: Eukaryota; Dinophyceae; Suessiales; Symbiodiniaceae. The record is from the annotation of a GenBank genome assembly.